CGUGACUUGCUCGAGCCCCGUGACCUCGGAUCAGUCUCGUGACUGCAGCACGGGGCAGGCGAGGUGAUCAGGGUCGUCAAGGCGCACUCUUCCCAUCUCACCCAUCACUGUCCCCAGCCUCGUCACCCUUGGCAUCCCUCCCCCUCGACGGUCCCGCUCAUGGCGCAUCCUUCUCCGGCGGCAAGCAUGUCGACCAGGUCAAUACAAGAGUCACAGAUUGAUCCCAACAUUGGCAACACGCCUCGCUCUCAGGCUGCGCUGCGCGGCACUCCCAAGGCUGAGCCAACAAACGAAGAAGUCACUCGCAGAGCGCCCAGUUCGACUCAGACUUACCCCGUCCAACCAUCGUACGACGGUACACCUCCCGUUCGAUCACCUGCUUCUGCUCCCCAUGCUUCAGGAAGUGCAGAGUAUGGCAAUUAUCCCGUCUCUGCGCCGGGCGAGGGAUACGGCCACCAUGCGCUCGUCAGUUCGCCUGCUCCUGCUCGGUUCACUCCCGGUAGAAGGCUAGAGGAAGAAGGAAAACAGGAUGUCAGGGUAGCUUCGGACGGGAGCACACCUGCCAAACGACCCCGGAUGAGCCGAGAUGAUUCUGUUGGCGAGAGAGACAACGACCGGGUUCGCAAGGAUAAUCAUAAAGAAGUAGAGCGCAAGCGACGGCUGGGGAUCAAUCUGGGCAUAGAAGAGCUGGGCAAGAUCAUCCCGGGCGAGAACAAGAACAAGGGAGAUAUUCUGAUAGCGGCGAGCGGAUACAUCAAGGAGCUCAAGGAGGCAGAAGCGAGCAAUAUCGAAAAGUGGACGCUCGAGAAGCUCAUGACCGAUCAGCACAUACAAGAACUCCAAGCCCAGGUAGAGUCGAGCAAGAAGAUGCUCGCAGAGGCAAAGAACACCCUUGUCGCAAAAGACGCAGAGAUUGCUUCACUCCGUCGUUCUCCGUCCAAGUCAUAGUGCGACCUUCCCUCUUGAGCUCCUGUGAGGGCAUGUUGUUGCGAUUGUACUCAAGAGUGUAUAGCCCAC
Mixia osmundae IAM 14324 is the source of this 1017-nucleotide messenger RNA. RefSeq lists its product as uncharacterized. NCBI's taxonomy places the organism in Eukaryota, Fungi, Basidiomycota, Mixiomycetes, Mixiales, Mixiaceae. The record is from RefSeq and is a predicted model, not a curated record. The transcript has 3 exons. Gene Ontology annotation, cellular component: nucleus. The coding region runs from base 187 to 948 and encodes 253 amino acids. Gene Ontology annotation, molecular function: DNA-binding transcription factor activity; protein dimerization activity.